Salmo salar (Atlantic salmon) is the source of this 2437-nucleotide messenger RNA. RefSeq lists its product as uncharacterized. The record is from RefSeq and is a predicted model, not a curated record. Gene Ontology annotation, molecular function: transmembrane signaling receptor activity. Lineage: Eukaryota; Metazoa; Chordata; Actinopteri; Salmoniformes; Salmonidae. Gene Ontology annotation, cellular component: plasma membrane.
UAUCAGGACCUAUAGACACCUGGACCAACCUGGAGAGAACACAGCAUUAUAUCAGGACCUAUAGACACCUGAACCAACCUGGAGAGAACACAGCAUUAUAUCAGGACCUAUAGACACCUGGACCAACCUGGAGAGAACACAGCAUUAUAUCAGGACCUAUAGACACCUGGACCAACCUGGAGAGAACACAGCAUUAUAUCAGGACCUAUAGACACCUGUACCAACCUGGAGAGAACACAACAAGAUGAGGAUCCUGCUGAUAGUCAUCCUCCUCUCCUUCAUGACAGGUUGUUUGAGCUCCUUCAAAGUGACAGGAUACUCUGGAGGAACUGUCAUCAUCUACUGUCAUUAUUACACAGAAGAAAGAAGUCAUGAGAAAUAUUUCUGUAAGGGGCACAACAGUUGGAGUUUGAGUUGUAAGGAUAUAAUCAGAACUGGAUUGAAGAACACCUGGGUACACAGAAGUAGAUUCUCUCUGUAUGACAACACUGGAGGAAACUACUUCAAGGUGAUCAUCAGACAACUGACCAGACAAGAUGAAGGGACCUACUGGUGUGGAGUGGACAAACCUAAUAUACUUGACAGUUAUACCAAGGUAGAGCUGGAUGUGAAGAAGGAUGACUGCUGUGAGAAGUCACUCACAGAGACGGCCUUUCUGGGAGGAGAAGCUACCAUCAGAUGUAACUAUCCAGAGGACCAUGAGGACAGCAUUAAGUAUUUCUGCAAGGAAAGCAAUGGCUUCAAGACUUGUGUUAAUAUGAUCUCUGCUAACCAGACAACUACAAAAGCUGGUCGUUUCUCUGUGUCUGACAACAGAAGAGAGAGAUUCUCCACAGUGACCAUCAGUAACCUGACUGAAGAUGAUACUGGGACCUACUGGUGUGGAGUAGAAACCAGCAGGACAGAACAACGUUACAUUACACUGAUCACACAGGUGAAGCUGGAUGUUAUAGUGAAAUCAACCAACACCACCACAACAGCAACAUCAGACCCACCCAGAGCCACCUUCAUCUCUCUAUCAUCAUCAUCCUCAUCAUCCCUCAAUGGAUCUGUGAAAUCAACCAACACCACCACAACAACAACAGCAACAUCAGACCCACCCAGAGCCACCUUCAUCUCUCUAUCAUCAUCAUCCUCAUCAUCCCUCAAUGGAUCUGUGAAAUCAACCAACACCACCACAACAACAACAGCAACAUCAGACCCACCCAGAGCCACCUUCAUCUCUCUAUCAUCAUCAUCCUCAUCAUCCCUCAAUGGAUCUGUGAAAUCAACCAACACCACCACAACAACAACAGCAACAUCAGACCCACCCAGAGCCACCUUCAUCUCUCUAUCAUCAUCAUCCUCAUCAUCCCUCAAUGGAUCUGGUACCUCAGUGGUCAUCAUGGUGUCUGUUAGUCUGGUAGUGUUACUGCUGGUGAUCAGCCUGAUCAUAGUCUGCAGAUGGAAAUACAAAAAGGCCACAGGAUCGGUCUCUUCAACACACAGAGUGAGUCCAGACACAGGAAACAAUGAAGGGGGUUGUCAUGGUGAUGGUGACUAUGAGGAAAUAAUGGAGCGCCCCCUACAGUCAGACUCAGAUGCUGCGACCUUCACCAUCUAUGCCACCGCCAACUUACCCACAAGCCACUCUGACUCUCUCCACCACGACAGCGUCAACUUCCACAAGAACCCCAGUAGCCCCAACGAAGCCAGAGUCACCAUUACUAAAGAGGGCAGCUGCUCCAAUGAGGCCACCGCUGCCAUUGCUAAAGAGGACACUUCAUCAUGUGACUAUGCUACUGUGAAUUAUGGUCAAAGCCCCACCUACUCUACUGUCAAUCAUCCACACAGCUCCUCUGAGGCUCCUCCCAUCUACUCCACAGGCAGCAUACCCAUAGACACUUGAGUCACUGGCAACCAAUCACAAGAUACACACACUCGCAGUCACUUAGCUACUUCCUGUUCUCUCAGUGACAGUGAGUUUGCAUGUCUUGCCCAAUUGAGAGGAGGUGUCACUUUAUGGGCAAUUUAGGAGCCCGGAUGCAAACGCCAAAUGCCCUGGUGAAAACUGACAGUGAUAUAGGGGUGGAGUCAUCAAACUCCGCCUUCGCAGUUUAAAUUGUUCUAUAUGAGCUCAGCCACCCAGUAGAUUAUGAUGAUGAUGAUGAUGAUGAUGAGCAUUAUAAUAAUUAUAAUUAUAAUUUUAUUGUGAGGCUAUUUUGUCUUAAUUGUAUUUAUGAUUGUACAUUCUUAACCUCCCUGGGCAAGCGUCCCACCUAGUCAACAGCCAGUGGAAUAGCGUGGCGCGAAAUACAAACACCUCAUAAAUGCUAUUACAACGAAAGCAAAACAUUCGAUUAUGUCAGCAGAAUACCCAGCCAGAAAUAAUCAGACACCCAUUUUUCAAGCUAGCAUAUAAUGUCACAUAAACCCAAACCACAGCUAAAUGCAGCAC